GGAACAGAUGGCUGGGAGGAGGCCACCCUGGCUCCCAAGGCAAUGGAGCCUGGACCGCCUGUGGCGCAGCGCGCGUGACACCCACCUGACUCCCAAGCAGUCUCUUCGUCGCCGCCCGCUGCAGUCGCGGCGGCAUGGCUCUCCAACCAUCUCCACCACAGUCGGCAAUGUGUCCUUCAGCCUGGAUGCUCCAGACGUGCUCCAAUCGCAGCUUCCUGUUCGCACACUCUCCGAGGGGCGGCCAACUACGUGGCGUGUGCCAGGCUGCCGUGCCAUUCAGGCAGCCCGCGCUCACCUCCGGACCUCGUCCCUGCCGGCUUCCGACUGCUCAAGCACCCACCAGAUUCAGCCCUUGCUUGGCCCUCGUUCGCGGAUUCCAUGCUGCCGACACCCAAAAAAAGGCCAGCGCACCAGCAAGUCCUCCAGUGGCACAGAAAGAUGAGCAGCUCAUGAACGACAAGAUCCCCUUCUCGGUCAUCCGCAUGAUCGACGCCGUCUCCAACCACAACCACAGCUCGAUCGCGACCAAGGAGGCCCUCAAGCUCGUAGACCUGUCGAAAUACAAUCUCGUCUGCGUCAACGUCAAGGUCAGCCCUCCGAUAUGUCGGGUGAUGCCCAAGCCCGCACCGGAGCCACCCAAGCCCAAGAAGAGUACCGAGCCCAAAUCCAAGGAGAUUCAGCUCUCUGUUUCGAUUGGGCCACAUGAUCUGGACAUCAAGCUCCGCAAAGCCCGCGAGUUCCUUGAAAAGGGAUACAUUGUCGAAUUCUCGGUUCUGCCGCUCAUGGCACGCAACCGGGUGGUGGGGACUGGGGCUGCGGAAAUGAAGCUUGCCAACGAGAUCGUCGAGGCGCUGAAGCCUUAUCUGUCCCGGAAGCCCAUCAAAAUGGGCAACAAUGUCUCGGCUAUAUUCAAGGGUGUAGCUCCCGCACAAUGAAGGUGCUGUGCGGCCGAUGGAGACCGAACACGAUGAUCUGGGUGUAUUUGCAGUUGUCGCCGAUCUCGAUCUGAGGCACCCAUGGCCGACGGGGGCAUGUCGUCUCUGGCAUUCAGUGCUCACCACAGCCAAUCGAGAAAGAAACGGGACACCCUGGUUUUUUGACCAUUGAUCAAAUAAUUUAUUACCCAAUACCAUCGCGCGCUGGCCACGAC
Messenger RNA from Polychytrium aggregatum, 1150 nucleotides. RefSeq lists its product as uncharacterized. Gene Ontology annotation, biological process: mitochondrial translational initiation; ribosome disassembly. Lineage: Eukaryota; Fungi; Chytridiomycota; Chytridiomycetes; Polychytriales. Gene Ontology annotation, molecular function: ribosome binding; translation initiation factor activity. The record is from RefSeq and is a predicted model, not a curated record. Gene Ontology annotation, cellular component: mitochondrion. The transcript has a single exon. The annotation marks the transcript as partial.